AUGGGCUACUCCACAACAUCAUGGCUCGUGCCGUAUUCCGUCGUCGUGAGUAGGGAGGAGCGACGAUCUGUACGCUGCAACCGCUCUGACGCCACUGUGUUUGCUCAUCGUCGUCGUCGUCGUCGUCGUCGUCGUCUCAGUCGAUCGGGCUCGUCGCUGGCCUGUACAUCCUCUUUACAGGAUCAGGUGAGCGGUGUACUGGGUGUCUCACGUCUCGAGGUUCACCGACUGAUCUUAGCUGGCUGUCAACUAUAGGUGAACAGUUCAACCCGGGGGCGUUUCUCGAACAGACGUCGCCCUACGCCUGGGCCCUGCUCGGCAUCGGAUUGAACCUCGGUCUGUCCGUCGUCGGAGCAGGAUGGUCAGUUUGCCCCGAUGUAUCGUACGAAGCGUGCAACGCCGGCUGAAGCUCUUUUCCGAUCGACAUCGCUGGCUCCGCACUGUGCGCCACAGGGGAAUCUGGAUCACGGGCUCGACCAUCAUCGGUGCCGGAGUACGAGCACCCCGGAUCACCAGCAAGAACCUGAUCUCGCAAGUCCUUCCGCAUUACAACUCGUCGCUGUCGAUGUCGAUCGCAUGCGGUCGGCUUGCUGUGCAAGAGCGCUACAUCGCUGGACAGUCGUUUUGUCCAAGCCGAUGCGGACGCUCGAGCUGGCAGCGCCGAUCAGUAUACCAGAGCUGACACGGGGAACACUCCACGCCCGACGUUUACAACAGAGUCAUCUUCUGUGAAGUGGCAGGCGUCUAUGGUAGGCCCCAGUUGCGCUCUCCUCUAUUCGGGCUCGUCGUCCAAACCGGCCGCGAUCCCAAGUGUUGAACGCAGGAUAGAAUUUGGAACUGACUGUGCACAUUCUUUCAUACAAUAUAGGCGUCAUUGGAUGUGGGUCAUGCAUCUCCUGCGAAUCGAGCUCGCCUUCAUGUUGCAAGGCCAAGCGCGUGCUGACCUGCGCUCCCAUAUCCUCUGUAGCGAUCGUCUUCUCCGCCAAGCUCGCGUCUUCCCCGACGCAAAUAACACUCUACACGGCUGGAAACUACUACACGGGCUUUGCCUUAUUCUGGGGUGGUGUGACGAUGGGCAUGUGCAACCUGCUCUGUGGUAUCGCCGUCGGGAUCUCGGGAAGUAACGCCGCGUUGGGUGAUGCCGCCGAUCCUUGUGCGUUCGCCUCGUGCACCUGUUAGAGUCAGGCCGAGCAAGGGAGCUAAGGGUGCUGAUGAGAUGUUUGGUUGGCGUCGAUGUAGCUCUGUUCGUCAAGAUCCUCGUCAUCGAGGUCUUUUCGUCGAUUCUGGGUCUGUUCGGUCUGAUCGUUGGGCUGCUCGUCGUACGUGCUUUCUUCUUGAUCUUCCCCUUCAUUGAACGGGUUCGAACUGAUGCAUGGCCCAUCCACACACUUGAUUCUGUUCAGAGCGGGAAAGCUGCCGAGUUCGUCUAA
This is a messenger RNA of Microbotryum saponariae, 1430 nucleotides long. NCBI's taxonomy places the organism in Eukaryota, Fungi, Basidiomycota, Microbotryomycetes, Microbotryales, Microbotryaceae. The record is from the annotation of a GenBank genome assembly.